Striga asiatica is the source of this 549-nucleotide messenger RNA. Lineage: Eukaryota; Viridiplantae; Streptophyta; Magnoliopsida; Lamiales; Orobanchaceae. The record is from the annotation of a GenBank genome assembly.
UUGCCCCACCAUCUCCGGCCAUCGAGGUACAAUGGCGGGCUCGAAAGAACCCUGAAAUCUCUCUCAAGUUCCACCAUUUCAGAUCCGCAUUUAUGUGGCAAUUUUAUCCCCGAUUCUUCUCCAUCGGCAGCCACCCGUACGCGAACCCUUCAUCUUCACUGGCAUCAGAUGGUCAAGAUCGAAUUGAAGUUCUCCAGGUGGUGUACGCGAGCCCUUCAUCUUCUCUUUGGACGGCAAGCAUAUGGUGCUCCUAGACUUUUUGUCGACCACAUCCGCUCCCUCUUAAAUUCCGCACCCCUUAAAACUCUCGUCGUCUCCUUGCUCAGUAUCUCGCUCGCUAGAAUCACCUCCUAUCAGCUUCGUCUUGAUUGGAUUGUUACCUCCACCUUGCAAUCAAGUGCUAAGAUUCCAAUGGUAGGAAAUGCAGUUGCUGUGCAUAUUGCUCGUGCAUUGAGAUAUUCCUUAGCUUUGGCAAUUAGAGGAUUGUCGGGUGAAAGCCCGUUGUUGACCCUACCCGAUGAAUACCCAAUCGUGAAAGACUUACCGUCU